UGGAGUUAAAUGAUGUCACUUUGCUGAAGUGAAAGUUAAAUAUAGAACUGGUAUCUGCACACAGAAACAAACUUUCUCCUGCAACUCACAAAAAUAACACUGCAGCUGACAGUCUACCUUUCGUAGAGAAAUAAAAGGGAAUAACAGACUCUGAAAUGGCGUCCCCUAGAAGUUUCCUGUCUGAAGAUCAGUUCCAGUGCUCUGUAUGUCUGGAUAUGUUCACUGACCCAGUUUCCACUCCAUGUGGACACAACUUCUGCAAAGUCUGUAUCAGCAGAUACUGGGAUUCCACUGACCUGUGCCAGUGUCCAGUGUGUAAGCAUAAGUUCUUCACGAGACCUGAGCUUCUCGUCAAUACCUUCAUUUCUGAGAUGGCUGCUCAGUUCAGGAGGUCAGUUCAAGUGGAAGCUCCCAUCAGCCCAAACCAAAGUCUUACAGAGUCUGGAGAAGUGGCCUGUGACGUCUGCACUGGGACGAAGCUCAAGGCCCUGAAGUCCUGCCUGGAGUGUCUGACCUCUUUCUGUGAAAUUCACCUGCAGCCUCAUCAGAGAGUUGCAGGCAUGAAGAGACACAAGCUGAUCGACCCUGUGGAGAACCUGGAAGACAGGAUGUGUAAGAAGCACGACAGACUCCUGGAGCUGUUCUGUAGGACUGACCAGACAUGCGUGUGUCAGUUCUGCACUCAGACAGACCACAAGAUUCACCACAUCAUCCCUCUAGAGGAAGAGUGUGGCGAGAGGAAGGCUCAGCUUGGGAAGACGGAUGUACAAGUGCAGCAGAUGAUCCAGGAGCGACUGCAGAAGGUUCAGAAGAUCAAACACUUAGUAGAGUUUAGGAAGAGAGACACAGAGAGAGAGAUAGCGGACAGCGUGCAGAUCUUCACUAAUCUGGUGUGCUCCAUUGAGAGAAGACAGGCUGAGGUCAUUGAAUUGGUUGAGGAGAAGCAGAAAGCAGCAGAGAUGCGGGCUGACAGGCUCAUUAAAGAGCUGGAGCAGGAAAUCACUGAGCUAAAGAGGAGACGCACUGAGCUGAAGCAGCUCUCACACACUGAGGAUCACCUCCACCUCCUCCAAAGCUCCCUAUCCCUGAGCCCCCCCACCAACACCAAGGACUGGUCUGAGAUCAGUGUUCACAGUGCACUGUGUGUAGGGAUCAUGAGGAGAACUUUGUCUCAGCUGGAGGAGACAGUUAUCAAAGAGAUGGAGAAGUUGUGUGAUGCUGAGCUGAUGAGGAUGCAGAGGUGUGCAGUGGAUGUGGCUCUAGACCCUGAUACAGCACAUCGCUGUCUCAUCCUGUCUGAGGACGGGAAACAAGUGAGAUAUGAACAAAGACCACAGGUUCUCACUGACCACCCAAAGAGGUUUGAUUGUUUAUACUCUGUCCUAGGAAAGGAGGGCUUCUCCUCAGGGGGAUUCUACUAUGAGGUGCAGGUAAAGGGGAAGAUUGAGUGGAUUCUUGGAGUGGCCAAAGAGUCCAUCAUGAGAAAAGAAUCUACAACUGAGAGCCCUGAGGGUGGACGGUGGACUGUGUAUAUGAGAGGUAAAAAUAAGUAUCAGGCCUGCGACAAUACUCGUGUCCCCAUUUCCCUGAGAGAGAAGCUCCAGAAGGUGGGGGUGUUUGUGGAUUAUGAGGGGGGUCAGAUCUCCUUCUAUAAUGUGGAGGCCAGGUCUCAUAUCUACUCUUUCACUGGCAACACCUUCACUGAGAAACUCUAUCCGUAUUUCAACCCUUGUAAUAAUUCUGAGGGUCCAAACUCAGCCCCAUUGGUCAUCUGUCCUGUCAAUCACACAGACUGAAUAAAAUGUCGUAAUUUAGCACAUUUUAUGUGCAAUUAGUUUGUAGAUAUAAUUUUAUCAUGCAAUGAUGAGUAAAUAAUCCAAUGUAUUAUAGUGCUGGUUAUGUAUGUGCUGUGUAAGAUAAUGGGGGUGUACUGUGUUGGAAUAUUGGGUGUACUGAAUCGUUGUUUUUUUAUUUUUUUAUUGGCUUACUGCCAGACAACCUUAAAAGACUCAAUAAAUCCACUAAAUGCCA
Messenger RNA from Salmo salar (Atlantic salmon), 2031 nucleotides. Its product is annotated as E3 ubiquitin-protein ligase TRIM39. The record is from RefSeq and is a predicted model, not a curated record. NCBI's taxonomy places the organism in Eukaryota, Metazoa, Chordata, Actinopteri, Salmoniformes, Salmonidae. Gene Ontology annotation, molecular function: zinc ion binding; protein binding.